AUGGAUAUCUCCAGCGGUGUCAUUGUUUGGUACGACUCUCUUGCCGCGAGCGCCUCCAGCCGUAGGCACAAGACCGAAGCAGAAGCCACACUGGAGGCGUUUGGCGAGUUUCUUAGUCAACAUAAUACAAUUGACGACCAAAUAUGGUGGAGUUUCACGCCGGCCUCAAACGGUUUACAACAACACAAUGCCGAUGACUGCGGGAUCUUCUGUCUUGUGUGGGCACUGACAAGAGUAAUCGGGGAGCCUACGCCUUCCAAUGAUUUCCAUGAUCACUUUUGGAGAUCACUCUUCCAAGCAUUAAUCGACCCAUGCAGCCAGCGAAUCUCUCUAACGGAGAACAUGGAAGAUGAUCUUACACCUGACUAUACCAGAGUAGCAUCAAUCUUGUCUCCCGACGCCUCGUUUAGCGACCUGUUGGCAGCGACAUUGCAGCAUACCGAAGCCAUUUCCGAGUAUCUGCAUAAACGAACGCAGCAACUAUCAUCACGUAUUGAAGAACUUCACGCCGAGAUCAAAAUUUUGCAGCAAGGGCUAAGGUUAGCGAGCGCUUGGGUAUCUAGAAAGGAAUCAAGAGUCACUGCUGACAUCUCUACUAUCGCCCGCCUUCAAGAGCAAGAAACUAUGUACCAGCAGAUGCUCAGCACGCUUGACGCCAAGCACGCCGAUGUUGGACGCGCGCGAGUGGAGGAUAGUAUUACUGACACUAUAGCAGAGAUAUGCAGCGGUAUGAAGAAAGUUCAGAAAGAACAGCGUCGGCUGGGAGAUGUGUUGGGUAAUUGGCAACGGGUGAAGAAGUAUUGUGAAGCGGAGGAGCACAGGUUGUGGGCAGAGAUUGAGCAGAAUCAGCAAGUGGGGAGGGCGCUGAAGGAGCAGGUGUUUGGCUAUUGCCAGCAGCAGAAAGAGAGGGUUGUAGGGCUAUUUACGAGUGUAAAUGAGCUUGGGAGCUAG
Molecule: messenger RNA, 951 nt
Organism: Bacidia gigantensis
Lineage: Eukaryota; Fungi; Ascomycota; Lecanoromycetes; Lecanorales; Ramalinaceae
Exons: 1
Coding region: 1-951 (316 amino acids)
Source: RefSeq, a predicted model, not a curated record